Molecule: messenger RNA, 990 nt
Organism: Sordaria macrospora k-hell
Lineage: Eukaryota; Fungi; Ascomycota; Sordariomycetes; Sordariales; Sordariaceae
Source: RefSeq, a predicted model, not a curated record
AUGGCCCCUCCUCGAGGCCUCGACCGAGCCCGACUCAAACCCGAACACUGUCCCGGUCCUGAAUCCCAACAAGCCGGCAAAGCCGACUCCUGCGCCGGCUGUCCGAACCAAGCCAUCUGCGCCACGGCGCCGAAAGGUCCCGACCCGGACAUACCUUUAAUCACCGCGCGUCUAUCGGGCGUCAAACACAAGAUCCUCAUCCUCUCCGGCAAAGGCGGCGUCGGCAAAUCGACAUUCACCAGCUUGCUAGCGCACGCGUUCGCUACAAAUGCAGAGCAGACAGUGGGGGUGAUGGAUACUGAUAUCUGCGGCCCCUCGAUUCCCAAGAUGUUAGGCGUCGAGAGCGAAACAAUCCACGUCUCGAGUAACGGGUGGUCACCAGCGUGGGCGAUGGAUAACCUCGCUGUCAUGUCGAUUCAGUUCAUGCUACCCAACCGAGACGACGCGAUCAUCUGGCGUGGCCCAAAAAAGAACGGGUUGAUCAAGCAAUUUCUUAAGGAUGUGGAAUGGGGCGAUUUGGAUUUCUUGCUUGUUGACACACCCCCCGGCACGUCAGAUGAGCAUUUGAGCGUUAACACAUACCUGAAGGAGAGCGGGAUCGAUGGCGCGGUGAUGGUUACUACCCCGCAGGAGGUCAGCUUGUUGGAUGUCAGGAAGGAAAUCGAUUUCUGCCGGAAGGCGGGGAUUAAGGUUUUGGGACUGGUGGAGAAUAUGAGCGGGUUUGUGUGUCCCAAGUGCACGCAUGAGAGCGAGAUCUUCAAGGCUACGACGGGUGGUGGAAGGAAGCUGGCGGAGGAGAUGGGGAUUGCGUUCUUGGGGAGUGUGCCGCUUGAUCCCAGGAUUGGCAUGGCGUGCGAUUAUGGAGAGAGCUUCUUUGAUAGCUUCCCUGAUAGCCCGGCGUGUGCGGCGUUGAAGGGGGUGGUUAAGGGGCUGGCGACGGAGAUGGGGUUGGAUCCGACGGUGGUGAUGCCUGAGGAGGAUGGCGCUUGA